Messenger RNA from Chroicocephalus ridibundus (black-headed gull), 1156 nucleotides. RefSeq lists its product as uncharacterized. NCBI's taxonomy places the organism in Eukaryota, Metazoa, Chordata, Aves, Charadriiformes, Laridae. The transcript has 6 exons. The coding region runs from base 1 to 636 and encodes 211 amino acids. The record is from RefSeq and is a predicted model, not a curated record.
AUGGAGACGGAAACUGGUUCCAAAGAGGAAGGUCUGAAGAGUGAAGCCAACAACGGGAACAGGAUUGGGAUGAACAUCCAGGCCCCCUUCAGACACUGGAAGACUGCUCUAAGGUCUCUCUCUGAUGACCAUCUUGCCAUAGGCACACCAGCGACCCUAAGGCCAUCAUCUUACAGCGAUGCCGGGCAAUUUAAUCGCGGUGGUCUUGAGGACACUGACGUGCUCCACGCCAUCGCCAGCCGCGCUGCAAGGACAAACAGAAAGUCUAGCUCUCUUGUUUCAGGCUCCGAGCGAGCAGAGACAGGGACAUUUUGCUGGAUCGAGCAGUCAGGAUUUGGGGAGCCUCUGCCAAGUUCAGUCACAUCACGUGAAGUCCUUAUUCCCAGGAACUCCCAGGCAGCGGCUGGCAGGAGAGCACACCGACACUGGCCGAGGAAACAGAGGCGUGAACAGCAGAGCGACUGGAAACGUUUCCUAGAGACCAGGCGUGUUGUCUCAGCUGCAAACUUCGCUCUCUCCGUCCGCAGAGUCAGAAACUCAAAGUGUUUUCUCAUGGAGCAACAGGGACUUCUAAGCACAUGCGCCCCAGUCACUCCCAGAAACUCCCUGAGUGAAACGGGACCAUUUCCAGGAUGAAGUUCAACAGCUGUGUAACAACCCACGUCUUUCUUCAGGGUUCUGGGACUUGGAACACGACGUAAAGAGAAAUGCCGUACCUGGUCAAAACUGAUUCUCUAGACAGGCAAAAAGUCACGGCCUGUAUUCUAAGCUGAGAUAUUGGUUCCCUUUAUAUCUUAAGGAGAACGGACUGCGGGUAACCACUCGCUCCACUUCCAGCAGCCCCUCGAUGCUUUGGGCUUUCACCCUGUUGGGCUUGCUAAAGGCAGCGCCUUCAAAAGCCAGAGCGACAUGUUUGUGGGGAUGCAGUUGAGUUAUCGAACAGCUACAUUUCUUUCAGCUCAGUUUAAGUCAGUUCUUUCACAAAAACUCAUUUUUACUUUGAAAUGAGGAGUAGGAGGUACUCUCUAAUUUGCUAAAUCACCUCUGGUUCAGACGUACAGCGCUUUCUGGUUCAUAAAACUGCAGUUUUAGACCAUAAUACCUCACCGAUGUGACAAACUGCUGAUCUGUAACGCACAGUUAGGCGGCGAGACAU